AUGACUGGCACAGAGGCAAGAGCUCGCAAGUCGCGCCUGCGCUCAUCUGGCAACGCUUUCGCGGUGAGCUUGGCCGUGGCCGACCUGCUUGUGGCCCUCUCCCCCUACCCGCUGGUCCUGACGGCAAUUAUCCACGAUGGGUGGGCGAUGGGCCCCCUCCACCGCCAGCUCAGCGGCUUCCUGAUGGACAUGAGCAUCAUUGGCUCCACCUUCAACAUCGCUGGCAUCGCCAUGAAUCGCUACUGCUAUAUCUGCCGCAGAAGGGCCUAUGGACGGCUCUUCUCUGGCAUCAACACGCGGCGCUAUGUGGCGCUCGUUUGGCUGCUCAUGCUGUUGGCCAUCGUGCCCAACUUCUUCAUGGAGUCUCUGCAGUGCGGCCCCCGGGUCUACUCCCGCACCUUCUCCCAGGCUGUCAGAGUGGUGGUCCGCUUCUUCCUGCCCAUCGCCAUCGUCAGCUACUGCUACCUGAAGAUCUGGGCCCUCCUCAUCCAGGUCCGGCACCAGGUCGAGCCAGAAAUACGCCCCAGGAUGAAGCCCCACAACUUCCACAACUUCCUGACCACGUUCGUGGUCUUCGCCGUGCGCUGGGCAGCCUUGAACUUCAUCGGCUUCGCGGUGGCAGCGAAGCCGGCACUAGGUUCCUCCAUCCCCCAGUGGCUGUUCACCACCUGCUACUUCCUGGCCUAUUACAACAGCUGCCUGAACACCGUGGUUUACAGGGUGGUGAACCCAAACUUUCGGAAGGAGUACAAGCGGAUCAUGCUGGCGGUGUUUCGGGAAUAA
This is a messenger RNA of Gavialis gangeticus (Gharial), 783 nucleotides long. RefSeq names its product melatonin receptor type 1A-like. Gene Ontology annotation, biological process: G protein-coupled receptor signaling pathway. The record is from RefSeq and is a predicted model, not a curated record. NCBI's taxonomy places the organism in Eukaryota, Metazoa, Chordata, Crocodylia, Gavialidae. Gene Ontology annotation, molecular function: melatonin receptor activity. Gene Ontology annotation, cellular component: membrane.